Messenger RNA from Momordica charantia (bitter melon), 1319 nucleotides. Its product is annotated as tropinone reductase homolog At5g06060. NCBI's taxonomy places the organism in Eukaryota, Viridiplantae, Streptophyta, Magnoliopsida, Cucurbitales, Cucurbitaceae. The record is from RefSeq and is a predicted model, not a curated record. Gene Ontology annotation, molecular function: oxidoreductase activity.
AAAGGAAGAAGAAUAGAAGAUGCAGUGGAGAGUUGAAUCGCAUACCAAAACCUGCGACCUAUUGAGUUGAGAGCAUCCGGUAGAAGAAUGUUGUUAGCGCUGGUUUCUCCUACAUCCUUUGAUUCAUUUUCUUCUUUCACUUUCAUCACACCCACAAACCCUCCUCUCUCUCCCAUUUCCAUUUCCUGCUCCUUCAACCCUUUCGGGCUUCCCCCAUCAUAUUCAACUCGAAAAAUCCUCCAUCGCCUGAAACCCAUUACAAAUCAAACCCAACCAGACCUUAAAAGCAUGAAUGGCACCACCCCAAUCGAUGAUCGGUGGUCUCUUCGUGGAGCUACGGCCCUCGUCACCGGCGGCACUCGCGGAAUCGGGCGUGCGAUUGUGGAGGAAUUGGUGGGUUUUGGGGCAAGAGUUCAUACGUGUUCUCGGAAUUUGAGUGAGUUGCAACAAUGUUUGAGGGAUUGGAAGAAUUUGGAGUUUGGAGUUUCUGGGUCGGUCUGCGAUGUGUCGGUUCGAGCUCAGAGAGAGGAGCUAAUGGAAACAGUGGCUGCCAAUUUUGAUGGGAAGCUCAACAUUCUUGUAAAUAAUGUUGGUAGAAAUAUACGAAAGCCAACUGCAGAAUUCACGGAGGAAGAAUUUUCGUUUCUCAUGAAAACCAAUGUCGAAUCGGUAUUCCAUUUAUCUCAACUGGCUUAUCCUCUUCUAAAAGCAUCGGGCCGGGGAAGCAUCGUGUUCAUGUCCUCAGUGUCUAGUUUCGUGUCUCUGAAGUCCAUGUCUGUUCAAGGAGCAACCAAAGGAGCUAUCAAUCAACUCACAAAAUACUUAGCUUGUGAAUGGGCCAAGGACAACAUUAGGAGCAAUGCGGUCGCCCCGUGGUACAUCAAAACGUCAAUGGUGGAGCAAGUACUGAGUAACAAAGUGUACGUCGAAGAGGUAUAUUCUCGAACCCCACUUCGACGACUGGGAGAACCGAGUGAGGUAUCAUCUCUGGUUGCAUUCCUUUGCCUACCUGCUUCAUCUUAUAUUACUGGCCAAAUCAUUGGUGUUGAUGGAGGGAUGUCUAUUAAUGGCUUUGACCCAAGAUAACAUAAGAAGGAAUAACUUUCUUUUAUCGGCUCGGCUCGCUAAUCAGCUUAGAGGGUCGAUUUUCUUGCGCUCCAAGGGAUGCAGACCUUUUCGAAUCUUAUCAAUGGAAACUACACAUGUUCCCUCUCUUCUCUACCUUUUUAUGUUUUCUUUGUAUAUGGUUCUCAGGACAUUUAAAAGGAUCUCUGUUGCAGAGUUUAUUUGUUCAUCUUAUAAACGAUCAUUGCAGAUGA